AUGGAUGUCCAAGAAGUGGUCAAUGCUAUAAUGAACUUUGACCAAUCAAUGAUUGAUGAAAAAGUUUGUUCAAUAUGUUCUAAAGUUGAUACACUGGAAAAAGAUACUAAAAUAACUUGGUUGAUGAAAGCAAUAGGCUUUAUAGACUUAACUACAUUAGGAGGGGAUGAUACGCCUAUUAAAGUUAAAGCUGUCUGUGUAAAGGCUAUAAAUCCUCUUGGUGAGUCCACAAAAUCUUUACAUACUGCAGCUGUAUGUGUUUAUCCUUUGAGACUGCCAGAUGCUGUGGCUUCAUUAGCAGAGCUUGAUAAAGACCAUAAAGUUGCUAUAGCUACUGUUGGUGGAGGAUUUCCAUCUGGACAAUUUCCAUUGGAGACACGUAUCAAAGAAGUAGAAAUAGGCAUUGAAAAUGGUGCUGAUGAAAUUGAUAUUGUGAUUAAUCGAUCAUUAGCUGUGAUGCAUCAAUGGAAAGAAUUAUACGAGGAAUUAAAAUUAUUUGGUACCAUUUGUAAUAAAAAAGUAUGUUUAAAAGUCAUACUUGCUACAGGAGAAUUGAAAAAUUUGGAGAAUGUGUAUAAAGCAUCUAUGAUAGCAAUGAUGGCUGGAGCUAACUUCAUUAAAACAUCAACUGGAAAAGAGACAAUAAAUGCUACUUUACCUGUUGGAAUAGUUAUGUGUCUUGCAAUUAAGGAUUAUUAUGCAGUAACACAAAAGAAGGUGGGUUUCAAGCCAGCUGGAGGAAUUAAAACUGCACAAGAAGCCUUAGAAUGGAUGAUGUUAGUUCAAAUGGAAUUGGGGGAUGAAUGGUUAACAAAAGAUUUAUUUAGAAUUGGUGCAUCUAGUUUGUUAGAUAAUAUAGUUGCAACAAUACAAUCACAAUAA
Messenger RNA from Dufourea novaeangliae, 882 nucleotides. It is a transcript of the gene Dera, whose product is annotated as deoxyribose-phosphate aldolase. The coding region runs from base 1 to 882 and encodes 293 amino acids. Lineage: Eukaryota; Metazoa; Arthropoda; Insecta; Hymenoptera; Halictidae. The transcript has 5 exons. The record is from RefSeq and is a predicted model, not a curated record. Gene Ontology annotation, biological process: deoxyribonucleotide catabolic process; carbohydrate catabolic process. Gene Ontology annotation, molecular function: deoxyribose-phosphate aldolase activity. Gene Ontology annotation, cellular component: cytoplasm.